AUUAAACAUGGUGCUACUUAAGGCCAUAACCAUGGAUUUUUGAGCAAUUUUGGGGUGGGGGGGAUUUCCUAUGUACGAGCGAAGAAAUUGAGGGAUCUCAGAGCAGCUUUCAGGUCGUUCAGUCCCAGGUCAGCCCCAACAUGGGAGGAAUUCAGCCCCUAUAAAGGCUGUGGGGGCUGCAGGUGCUGCCAGACCCGGUGGGAUUCAGGGCUGAUUCCCAAAGGAACUCUAUCCCAAGAUGAAGCUGCUCUUCGUUGGGCUGGCCUUCGUCCUGUGUGUUGGAGUGGUUGAAGCACUUCAGUGCAAGGUCUGCAAAUACAAAAUCCCCUACUUUGGGUGCUACGUUGGGGCCAACGAAACCACCUGCGAGCGGAGGGAGAAAUGUGCCAUCAUCAAAACCUCCCUGGGGAAGAUGACCCUCUAUUACCAACAAGGCUGCACCUCUGCCCUGAACUGCGGCAGGGAGAGGGCGUCAGAUGCAGAAUCCCGCCUGACAUCCCGAUAUUCCUGCUGUGAAACUGACCUGUGCAACGAGGAGUGGGAUGAGGAUCCAUAGAUUAAUCCCAAUGGGGUCACAAUGGGGUCCCCCAAGGUGGCCCAGCCCUUUCCACACCCAAUGGGGUCCCCCAACAUGGCCCAGCCCUUUCCAUUUGCUGCGAGUCCUGAACCAAAUUUUAACUAUUUUGCCCUAAAUCAGGAGGUUUGGACCCAACCUGCCUGCAGGGCUCCCCUGUGCGCCUGGCCUGAUUCUUAUUCCAGCUCUUGCAAUAAACCAGCUGUCAAUCACAGGCCCUGCAAAAUUUUGGCUCAUGUGUGCGCUUUCCUUCUCCAGGCGUUCCUAUUAACAGCCCUUCAGACUCAGCACUCUCAGUGGCCCCAAGCUUAAUCCCAAACUAAAACCCCAAGGGCAGCCCAAGGUGCUUUUUCCUGCUUGCAUCCCAUUUCUCCUAGCAUGCGGGGCUGGGAUUUUUGCAGCCUUCUUAACCAAGGGUUGAGCAUGGGAUGCUAAGAGGAACAAAGGUGAUACGUAUCUACAAGGCACAGGUAUUUAUUUCACCUAAACGAACUCCAAAUUCCCCUAUUUUUCAAGAACUGGCUCAUCCAUCAAAUGCAAAGAGGCAAAUGGUCCCCAGGAGGCACCAAACUCCUGUUCCUGACUUCAGGUGGGACCUAAAGGGGUGGGGUGGGUUAUUCUGGGUUUCUCAAAGGGCAAAGAAAAAAACAAAACCCAAACUGCUAUAAUGUGGGGAGAAAUCAUAAGGAUAAAACGUGGGAGUUGUGUGGUUGGAGGUUCUGGGUCAAGUUUUGGGGUUAGAAGG
Messenger RNA from Meleagris gallopavo (turkey), 1319 nucleotides. The record is from RefSeq and is a predicted model, not a curated record. Lineage: Eukaryota; Metazoa; Chordata; Aves; Galliformes; Phasianidae.